AUGAUAGAGGAGCGGGCGGGUGGAGAGUUGCUCGCGCCGCGGCUGCUGAAGAUCGCGCAGGACGCGGCGGAAGCGGCGGCCGCUCUGGUAACGUCCAGUCCACCGCUGGUCAUGGAGAGUAACGGUACGCGCUGCGGGGAGCAGAUCCUGAGCUACGGACGCGUGGAGAAGGUGCUGAUCGGUGGAGUGCUCAUGAUGCUCACUUUGUCCACCAUCUGCGGGAACCUGCUGGUGGUCAUCUCCGUGUGCUUCGUCAAGAAGCUGCGCCAGCCCUCCAACUACCUGAUCGUGUCUCUGGCGCUCGCGGACCUGUCCGUGGCGCUCGCGGUCAUGCCCUUCGUGUCCAUCACGGACCUGAUCGGGGGUCAGUGGGUGUUCGGACACUUCUUCUGUAACGUCUUUAUCGCAAUGGACGUGAUGUGCUGCACUGCGUCCAUCAUGACCCUGUGCGUUAUCAGCAUCGACAGGUACCUGGGCAUCACCAAACCCCUCACGUACCCGAUGCGGCAGAACGGCUGCUGCAUGGCCAAGAUGAUCCUGUCGGUGUGGCUGCUGUCCGCCUCCAUCACCCUGCCGCCUCUGUUCGGCUGGGCGCAGAACGUGAACGAUGGCCGCGUCUGCCUGAUCAGCCAAGACUUCGGCUACACCGUGUACUCCACCGCCGUGGCCUUCUACAUCCCCAUGUCAGUCAUGCUCAUCAUGUACUACCGCAUCUACCGCGCCGCCAAGCUGAGCGCCGCAAAGCACACCAUCACCGGCUUCCCACGGGACGGAGACUCAGGCACCUCCCGCGGGGCCAAGGCCACGCCCAGUGAGUCCCAGCACGCCCUUGAGUCCAGGGACACGGCCAGCGCAGAGGGGACCCAGGUGAGAGGUGGCGGCAUAGACGGGGAAGAUGAAGAAGACGAGAGCUUGGACUGCGUGUCAGCCGCCCUCAAACUCCAGCGAGAGGUUGAGGAGGAGUGCACCGGGCGGGUCUCACGACUGCUGAAGAGCGGGGAGCACCACCAACGUCGCAAGAGGAAGAACCAGUCCAUCUUCAAGCGCGAGCAAAAGGCCGCCGCCACCCUGGGCAUCGUAGUGGGGGCCUUCACCUUCUGCUGGCUGCCCUUCUUCAUCGUGUCCACGGCCCGGCCAUUUGUGUGCGGGGUGGAGUGUAGUUGCGUACCCCUGUGGUUGGAGCGGACUCUACUGUGGUUGGGUUACGCCAACUCGCUAAUCAACCCGUUCAUAUACGCCUUUUUCAACCGCGAUCUGAGGACCACCUACAGCAACCUCCUGCGCUGUCGGUAUCGCAACAUCAACCGGAAGCUGUCAGCAGCUGGCAUGCACGAAGCGCUCAAGCUGGUGGAGAAGCCCGAGUCCGAGCUGUAG
This is a messenger RNA of Knipowitschia caucasica, 1374 nucleotides long. NCBI's taxonomy places the organism in Eukaryota, Metazoa, Chordata, Actinopteri, Gobiiformes, Gobiidae. The record is from the annotation of a GenBank genome assembly.